Molecule: messenger RNA, 1435 nt
Organism: Cladocopium goreaui
Lineage: Eukaryota; Dinophyceae; Suessiales; Symbiodiniaceae
Source: the annotation of a GenBank genome assembly
AUGGCGUUGUCGUUUUCGCCCCGGGCCGUCAGCGCCCUGUGUGGCUCUGCGCCGGCGUUGCCGCCGCGCCCGGUGCCGUGGGCCGCGGCGACCGCGACGUCGAGGUCGAGGGAGCUGCGGAGCAAAGGUCUCGCAGUGCUGGCCGCGUCGGCCGUGGCGCAGGUCACCCGGACACGGCCUGGUGCGGGCGCUGUUCCAUGGCCGGACAAGCGCCUUUGGGUGCGCAAGCUGCCCGAUGGCACUGCAGAGGUAUCAACGAUACGCAGUGCCGAUGCCUUCAUGGCCUUUGAUGCCUAUUCACAGCCAAGGCCCGGCACCCGUGAAAUUUGCCUCGGCGACCUUUGCUUCUUUUGCUUCGUAGGGCCCCGCCUGGGUGCUGAGCAUUUGGUCCUGUGGCGGCGAGUGGCAGAUGUUCAGGAGAGGGCUGAGCAGUACCAGGCGGCUGCAGCUGCGCAGACAGCAGGCAUGUCAGACACCGUGGACCAGGCGUUGCUUAGAGAUGCCCCGUUGCGGCUGACCAAGUGCUCGGAUAAGGCGCAGCUCACCGCAGCGGUCUGGCGCUGGGAAAAGCUGGACGAGAGGGAUCCCAAUCGCUACUGGGAGGUGGGCAAUGACUCCUGGAUGUAUUGGGAAAGUUUCUGGGCCCCAGCAGAGGACGCGGCGCUGGCGAUGGACAGCCCCGCCUUCGGCGACCUCAACGGUGUCAUGUUACAACCCACCCUACCCGCUUCGACUUUGUUGAUCGAUGCUGGCAACAGCAUCUUGGAUCAGGAUCUGCCUCAAGGAGCGGAAGAGGAGCGACGCGCACGGGCUGCCAUGAAGGACAAAGCGUAUUCCAUCGUCUAUGAAUACAACGUCUGGGGAAGCGACGUGUCGAGAUCUGGCACAGGCUCCGAUCUCUGGAGCCCGGAAGCACGCUUGGCCGUCACGGCGCUUGAGGCGGUGGUCGAUGCCUUUGGCAUUCGCAGCAUGUUGGACUGCGCUUGCGGAGAUGCCACCUGGAUGGUACCCUUCUUUGUGACACGACAUCCGGAGAUUCAGUACACGGGCGUGGACGUAGUGUCAGAGGUCAUUCAGAGGAAUCAGCAGCGACACCCGCGCAUCAAUUUCCUGGCACAGGACCUGUCAGAGAUGCCAUUGCCGCAGGGUGCUCAACUGAUUUUCUCGAAAGAGACGUUGAACCACAUGCAUUUGCAUGAUGCUCAACGGGCCCUGCAACAGUUUGCGCAGACGGGUGCACGGUAUCUCCUGACCAAUGUACACGAAGGUGUGGACAAUUUCGUGGGUGCCGAGAAGACUUGCCACACGACGUACAUCAAAUACGACUACGAGCUGCCCCCCUUUUCGCUGCCAAAGGUGCUCCGCGUCAACGAAUAUCAGGGCCUGGAGACGUCCUUCACCCUCUUUCAGCUCAACCCUGAGUGAAAAAUCUGCG